Molecule: messenger RNA, 2341 nt
Organism: Lepisosteus oculatus (spotted gar)
Lineage: Eukaryota; Metazoa; Chordata; Actinopteri; Semionotiformes; Lepisosteidae
Gene: snai1b
Product: snail family zinc finger 1b
Biological process (GO): regulation of DNA-templated transcription
Molecular function (GO): DNA-binding transcription factor activity, RNA polymerase II-specific; RNA polymerase II cis-regulatory region sequence-specific DNA binding
Source: RefSeq, a predicted model, not a curated record
GACCAGGGAGGGAUUGUACAAUUUUCACUCUUAAGCACGAGUGACACGGACUGCGUGCGGAGUUAAGAAACAGGUCAUUCCGAGCAUCUCCACCCAAGUGCUGCGAGCGGUGGACCAGCUUUGAGCUCAAGAUAAAUUCCCAUUCUCAAAGGAGCUGGCGGACAGUCUCUGGCUUUUUUCAGCCUCUUUCCCCUGAUGUGUUAAAGGGGAUUCUUUCUUGGUGAGGACAUUGUGCUGACGUUGGAUCCCACAAUCUGCAGAGAAAGUUAUUCAUCAAGACUGCGUUUCUCAUCCUUUUUUGUCCCCACUAUUAAGAAAACAUGCCUCGAUCUUUCCUCGUGAAGAAGUAUUUCACCAACAAGAAGCCGAAUUACAGCAAGCUCGCAAAACAAGCUGACUCGCUGCCGCCUGUCCUGCCAGAGAGGUACCCGCUGGUGGAGCUCCCAGCUGGGGAGAACGGCUCCGUCUCUUACUCCGCCUGCCUGGUGUGGGAUGUGGGGAUCAUCCCGAACCUCUACCCCUCGGAGACCAGCCCCUCUGCGGCCGACCCCAUGGAGGUGAGCUCCCAGUCCAGCUGCAGCGAGGAGGACGAGGGGCGCACCUCGGACCCCCCCAGCCCCGAGCCCACGGACCGAUACCCGUGCCCCCGCUGCAGCAAGACCUACAGCACCCCCUCCGGACUGUCCCGCCACCAGCUGUCCCACGCUGGGGAGAAUGAAGGGUUUGUGGUCCCCCGGCCAGCCUUGCGCUGUAAGCACUGCCCCAAGGAGUACAGCAGCCUGGGAGCGCUGAAGAUGCACAUCCGCUCCCACACCCUGCCCUGUGUGUGCACCACCUGCGGGAAGGCCUUCUCCAGACCCUGGCUGCUGCAGGGACACAUUCGAACCCAUACCGGCGAGCGCCCGUUUUCUUGCCCGCACUGCAGCCGCGCCUUUGCCGACCGCUCCAACCUGCGCGCCCACCUGCAGACCCACUCCGAGGUGAAGAAGUACCAGUGUAGCGGCUGCUCUCGAACCUUCAGCCGCAUGUCCCUGCUCCACAAGCACACGGAGACCGGCUGCUGCUCCUCCACCUAGGAAAAGCUCGCCUGCCUGAGGACUGCUGGGCCACUUGUGCCUGCCUUUAACAAACAGACCUGCCCCCCCCCCCCUCCUCCUCCACCACCUAUCAUGACCUUCAACCUUUGACCCCUCUACCCCCCCUAUCGAGUGACUCACGGUGUCAGUGGCUGCCAGGCUUGUCAUGUGAGACACCCACAGAUUCGGCACUGUGAAGGAGGACAUAGACGGCUAAUAUACUGGAUGUGGAAUGUCCUAGCUGAAAUGGAUAACUGUGUAAUCGAGUCGAGCUUUUACUGCAGUCGGUCUUGGGUUUUUUUUUCCUUCUGGUAAAAAAAAAAGAACUUCUCAAAUCUGACCCGCAUCUGUCUGAGUCUGCCUGUUGUUUUAAGGAAAUUUCAAUAUCGUUCAUGAAUACAGUCUCUUUCAUAGAAAGGUACAGUGAGUAUUUGUGUUUUAUUAAGUUUUCGAACGGGGCUCGGACAGCGCGACUGUUCGAAUGUGGCAAUCCGGGGCUCACAAUGAGACAGCUGCUCUCCAGUGUGUCAGGGGCAGCGCACACUAAGGAAUUUAUUGGGACAGCUGCCUCCUAACGCUGAGUGGAGGCUGGGCGCUGACAGGUGCACAGUCAGUGACCUUCGCAGGACUGCUGACAGGUGACUUCCUGUGAAUUCUCUGCUGGAAAGCAAAUAAGAAGAAGUAAAACAGUGGUGGGAGUGGGAGAAGUGGGGAUUAAUUGUGUGUGACUUACAGCCGUCCUCUCUUGUCUUGGACAUUUCUGAACAAUAUCCCGGGACACUUUUAACUGCCUGUCUAAAGAAGUCCACCUGUCUCAACCCCUGAAAACCCACGCUUCCUGGUGGCCGUUUCAUGUCUUUCACCAACGGCUUUCUUUUCAGGCUGCUACGGCACAUUAUUUAAGAUCUAUCCUGGUCAAGUGCAUUUUAUUUAAAACCAUUGUCGUUCAGAAAAGAAACACCCACAACCACAAAGCCAUAGGACUAAUGACAGGAAAUAAGUAUGUAACAGUUACUAUUUAAACUUCUCUUGAAACAUAAGAUAAACUGUAAAUCAAAAUAUUGCUUGCUGUGCUUUUUCAGUAUUUGAUAUACUGUAAUUUCAAAACCAUUCCCUUUGAAAUAACAAGGGUGUGCCUUCUGUUACCUCGAAUGGUGUAUUCCCUGGUGCCAUUUCUUAAAUACUUUGUUAGUCUUAUCAUUUUGCAGUAUUAGAAUUUGUUUUAAGGAAGGUGUAUUAAUAAAGGUAGCAGAGCUGGACCUGCU